Molecule: messenger RNA, 1182 nt
Organism: Hirsutella rhossiliensis
Lineage: Eukaryota; Fungi; Ascomycota; Sordariomycetes; Hypocreales; Ophiocordycipitaceae
Product: saccharopine dehydrogenase [NAD(+), L-lysine-forming]
Exons: 2
Coding region: 1-1182 (393 amino acids)
Cellular component (GO): cytoplasm
Molecular function (GO): saccharopine dehydrogenase (NAD+, L-lysine-forming) activity
Source: RefSeq, a predicted model, not a curated record
AUGGGCCAACAACAACACCCCGCCAUCCUCCUCCGAGCGGAGCAGAAGCCCCUCGAGCACCGCUCCUUUUCCCCCGCCGUCAUCCGCUCCCUCGUCGACGCCGGCUACCCCGUCUCGGUCGAGCGCUCCUCGACCGACCCCGACUUCCGGCGCAUCUUUGACGACGCCGAGUACGCGGCUGCGGGGGCCACCCUCGUCCCCGCCGGCGGAUGGCCCAAUGCCGCCCCCGGCACCCUGGUCCUCGGCCUCAAGGAGAUCCCCGAGGACGACUUUGCCCUGGCCAAUGACCACAUCGCCUUUGCCCACUGCUACAAGAACCAGGGCGGCUGGGAAAAGGUCCUCGCCCGCUUCCCGCGCGGCGGCUCCGUCCUGUACGACCUCGAGUUCCUCGUCGACGAGCAGGGCCGCCGCGUGAGCGCCUUUGGCUACCACGCCGGCUUCACCGGCGCCGCUCUCGGCGUCAAGGCGUGGGCGCGCCAGCUGUCCCACCCCGGCGAGAAGCUCCCCUCGGUCGGCAGCUUUACCGACGGCCGGGGCUACUACCGCAACGAGGACGAGCUGGUCGACCAGAUCCGCAAGGACGUCGAGGCGGGCGAGAAGGCGUUGGGCCGCAAGCCCACGGCCAUGGUGCUGGGCGCCCUGGGCCGGUGUGGAAAGGGGGCCUGCGACUUGUUCCUCAAGGCCGGCAUCCCCGCGGAGAACAUUACCAGAUGGGACCUGGCCGAGACCAAGGACCGGGACGGCCCAUAUGAGGAGAUUGUCCAACACGACAUCUUCCUCAACGCCAUAUACCUUUCCAAGCCCAUCCCUCCCUUUGUCAACGGCGACCUCCUCACCCGGGCAGGCCGCAAGCUGUCCGUGGUCGUCGACGUGUCGUGCGACACGACCAACCCGCACAACCCCAUCCCCAUCUACAGCAUCAACACCACCUUUGACGACCCCACGGUGCCCGCCGAGAUCAAGGGCGACCAGAACACGGGCCCGCUGUCCGUCAUCAGCAUCGACCACCUGCCCUCGAUGCUGCCGCGCGAGGCCAGCGAGGCCUUUAGCGAGGGCCUGCGCGAGUCGCUGCUCCAGCUCAAGGACCUCAAGACGUCGCGCGUCUGGGUGGAUGCCGAGAAGCUCUUCAACGAAAAGGUUGCGCAGCUGCCCGAGGCGCUGAGGGGGCCGCACAGGGGAUAG